ACGGCGCUCGGAGCAGCCUCUGGGACAGUACAGGCGAGCGCUGGCCGUGUGCUGCUCUCGUGCCGGCGUCGCCCCGCCUCUAAGGUAGGACCCGCCCCCGCCCUCGGUGCCUGGGACCUGGCGUGCGCUUCUGCUCCGCUGCCCUGUGCCGGGCAUCCGGUCUCGGACAGCUAGUAGGAGCGGGUGUGCGGCUGUGGGGACAAGUCUAUUUUGUAGUUCACUGCCCCCGCCACGGUCUUCGCGACCCUCUUCUGAGCUGCCCGAACGCUGACGUCGAGUUCUGAACAUGGAGAAGUUUGGGAUGAAUUUCGGGGGCGGACCGAGCAAGAAGGACCUGUUGGAAACCAUUGAGACGCAGAAGCAGCAGCUCCUCCAGUACCAGGCACGUCUCAAGGAUGUGGUCCGCGCCUAUAAAAGCCUACUGAAAGAGAAAGAGGCUCUGGAGGCCAGCAUUAAGGUGCUGUCGGUAUCCCACGAGGCGGAUGUGGGCCUCAGAGGUGUCCAGCCUCCAGGCCUCACUUUUCCUGACUCUGUAGAUGACCGAUGCUCCACUCACAGCGAGGAUAGCACUGGGACCGCCACCAGCUUGGAUACUGCGGCCAGCCUCACCAGCACCAAGGGUGAGUUUGGGGUAGAGGACGACAGACUGGCUCGCGGACCACCACCUCCAAAGUCUGAGGAGGCCAGCGGGUCGGAGAGCGGCGUCAGCAGUAGCAGUGGGGAAGGACCCUCUGGGGGUGGGGAGGCGGACAAACGACUGCACCAGCUGAAGACUCAGUUAGCUACUUUGACCAGCUCUUUGGCUACGGUCACCCAGGAGAAGUCUCGCAUGGAAGCUUCUUACCUGGCUGACAAGAAGAAGAUGAAACAGGACUUAGAGGAUGCCAGUAAAAAGGCCGAGGAGGAGAGGGGCCGUCUGGAGGGAGAGUUGAAGGGGCUGCAGGAGCAGAUCGCAGAAACCAAAGCCCGCCUUAUCACCCAGCAGCAUGAUCGGGCCCAAGAGCAGAGUGACCAUGCCUUGAUGCUUCGUGAGCUCCAGAAACUGCUGCAGGAGGAGAGGACCCAGCGCCAGGACUUGGAGCUUCGGCUGGAAGAGACCCGCGAAGCUCUGGCGGGGCGGGCAUAUGCAGCUGGUCAGAUGGAAGGGUUUGAACUGCAGACCAAGCAGCUGACCCGUGAGGUGGAGGAGUUGAAAAGUGAGCUGCAGGCUCUUCGAGAUGAGAGGAAUCGGCCAGACCCGCGACUGCAGGAGCUUCAGGAAGAGGCUGCUUGCCUGAAGAAUCAUUUCCAGGCCCAGUUGCAGCAGGAAAUGAAGAAGACAGCCCUUGUGGAAGAUCAGCUACGCCAGCAGUCUCAGGUGGAAGAGCAGAGGGUGGCAGCCCUGGAGAAUCAAAUUUCUGAGGUGUCGGAACUGCUGGGCACCUAUGAGAAAGCCAAGCAGAAGGACCAGCUGGCCAUCCAGAAGCUAAAGGAGCGCAUUCUGCAGCUGGACCUGGAGAACAAGACGCUGGCUCUGGCAGCCUCCAGCCGAUCUCCUCUCGACGGCCACGGAGAGGAGUCCAGUCUGGAUGUCAACGUCCUGAAGGAUAAGAUGGAGAAGCUGAAGAGGCUGCUGCAGGUUGCAGCCAGGAAAAGCCAGGUGACCUUGGAUGUGGAGAAGCUCUGUGACCUGGAGAUAAUGCCCAGCUCAGAGGCUGCCGACGGGGAGAAGGCCUCUGUGCUCUACUACCAGCAGGAGCUGAAACAGCUGAAGGAGGAGUUUGAGAGGUACAAGAUGAGGGCCCAGGUGGUCCUCAAGAGCAAGAACGCCAAAGACGGCAAUGUGGCCAAGGAGCUGGAGGAAGCCCAGGAACAGCUCGCGGAACUGAAGGAGAAGUAUAUCUCUCUGCGGCUGUCCUGCGAGGAGCUCGAGCGCCAGCACCAGCAGGAGGCUGACGACUGGAAGCAGGAGCUGGCCCGGCUGCAGCAGCUCCACCGGCAGGAGCUGGAGCGCAGCCAGCUGGACUUCCGGGACCGCACGCUGAAGCUGGAGGAGGAGCUGCACAAGCAGCGGGACCGGGCCCUGGCCGUGCUGGCCGAGAAGGACUUGGAGCUGGAGCAGCUGCGUUCCGUGGCCUUGUCCUGCGGGCUGCCAGGGCGCAGGAGCCCUGUGGGUGGCGGGGGUCCCGGGGACCCAGCUGACAUGUCUUCCCCAGACAGCCUGACCCAGGCGCUGCAGCUGGCUGCGGCCAAUGAGCCCACUUUCUUCCUCUAUGCCGAGCAGUUGGCCCGCAAGGAGGUGGAGAUCACAUCGCUGAGGAAGCAGAGACACAGGCUGGAGGUCGAGGUGCAUCAGCUGCAGGACCGGCUGCUGGAGGAGGGAGAGCGCCAUCGCGAGGAGGUUGGAGCCCUGCAGAGCCACAUCGAGAAGAAUAUCCGGGACCAGAGUAGGGAGGGAGCCAACCUGGAGUACCUCAAAAACAUCAUCUACCGCUUCCUGACCUUGCCUGACACCCUGGGCCGCCAGCAGACGCUCACGGCCAUCCUGACCAUCUUGCAUUUCAGUCCAGAGGAGAAACAAGUGAUAAUGCGGCUCCCAACCAGUGGUAGCUGGUGGCCUUCUGGCAAGAGAUGAUACCAUUUUCACUGACUCCUGAAAUUUCUGUGCCUCUUACAUGGGAAGGGACAGAUUGUGGUUUCUACUGCCUCUUCUCUUACAUUCUCAUUUUUUUCCUUCACUGUGUUGAACUAGGAGAGUCUUCAAUGUGGGAUGGGAUUUUUCUGCCAAAUGCCAUUAAUGCCACAUUAUCCUGGGGCCCUAGAGAUACUGAAAGAGUCCCAACUACAUCUGCAGGUGGUGUGUUUGUGAGGGGAAGAGGCGGGGAGAGAUGAAGGUUGAGAGGUGCCAAAGUUGGGGAAGUGGUGAGAAUCUUUUAAAAUAAGACUUUUUGUUUGAGUUUUCCGCUCCUGGUGCAGAACCAGGAGUAAAUGUGACUCCAAAGGGAGUUCAGGUAUUUCUAAACACUCAUAGGACCAGCUGUUGACUCCCCAUCUCAUCAUAAUCUGAGUCUGGUCCACCGCUGCCCCAAUUUUCUGGGGACAUAAAUCCAGGCUGAAGAGGGACCAAGAAGUUUGAGAUAGUGACAGAUUGUCCACCAUUAUCCACAGAUUCUUCAGUUCUGGAACUGGAAAGCUUGGUCUAGUCAGGGCUAGGUACGAACUAAUCAGUCUGGAUAAAGCACACCACUGUGACCAUCUUGUAGGGGGCGCUGAGCAUCACUUCGGUCUUCGGGAUUUCCUGAGUAGCCAGCUUUUGGCCUGGAUAGGGAUAUGAUAGGCCUCUUGCAUUUGACCCUGCCUUAACCUGUCUGCCUAAAGUUGGCCUGAAAUUGUGAGUGAAUGACUUUGCUAUCUUUUCCUCAGCAGCGUUGAACUUUGAUUAAGAAAAAAUCCCUAGCUUCUUGCCGAGAGGGGUCAGAUUGGAAAACUGAUCUUGCCUGGAUACAAUGAAAUAGCUCAGAGGUUUACAACCGCCUCCCCUGCCCCCAAGCUGUUUCUGCCCUUGUAGGACAGGGAAGAGGAGGAGAUAGAUUUGCUGAUUCCUGAAGAUUGCUGUGACCUUCACUGGAAAGCCGUGGAAGUUCAUCCGAGCAGCUGGAGUGCUUGCUGCCCCGUGGAUAGCAUUCUGGCAAAAUCUCCACAUCUCUGCAGCCAGGAUUUUCAUAGAUUACUGUCACCAGGGUAUUUUUCCUUUAGGGAGUAAUAGAGUGUCAGUACACAAUCCUUGUCUUCCCUACAUGCAUUACUAUAAUUUUCCCUCCUUCCUGUGAGGCAUCUGGAAAGGGAUGACUCAGAAAAGUUGGGUUCAAACAGUAUCAGUUCCACAAUUUUUUUCCUUUCCCCAUCUUCUCUUGCUGGUUAUAGAGAUCUUUGUUUCCGAAAGACCAGUACUUUGCCACUGACUGGACUAAUGUAUAUCCUUCUGUUAGUUCAUCAUAGGGAUCUGCUUUGUGAGGGUUUGGGAUGCAGAAGACUUUGAUUAAAUGUUGUGAUUGGGAGGCUGGGUGACCUGUACUAUCUACAAACAGCAGACUUAAAAGAUGGGAUGUGUUCAAAUGAUAAGCCAUGGAAUCAUUAAACCUGAACAACCUGG
Messenger RNA from Suricata suricatta (meerkat), 4132 nucleotides. RefSeq names its product GRIP and coiled-coil domain containing 1 (gene GCC1). The record is from RefSeq and is a predicted model, not a curated record. The transcript has 2 exons. The coding region runs from base 287 to 2614 and encodes 775 amino acids. Lineage: Eukaryota; Metazoa; Chordata; Mammalia; Carnivora; Herpestidae. Gene Ontology annotation, cellular component: Golgi apparatus.